This is a messenger RNA of Linnemannia hyalina, 1356 nucleotides long. The record is from the annotation of a GenBank genome assembly. Lineage: Eukaryota; Fungi; Mortierellomycota; Mortierellomycetes; Mortierellales; Mortierellaceae.
AUGCUGGAUAUUCGGCUGGAGCCUACGGAGACAUCGCGAGGAGACGGCUACAUGAACCCCCAAUUGCUUCAACGAGUUUCGGGUGCAGAUUUAGUGAACAAGGCAAUCCAGGAGGCCUUUGCUGUGCAGAUGGAUAUGUCCAGAGUCCGAGAUCGGCAAUGGAAGACGGCUUUUGAGGAGAUCCUUAUUGAGUUUGAAACAGGGUCAUGGCGGGUGCAUCCUAACGUGUCCGAGUGGAUCCUGGAUAACUUGGAUUCGUCCCAGGCGGCUUUCAAUGUUUGCUUUGAUCAUGCCCUGAUCGAGGCCCUGGCGGGUAUCCUAGAGUGGAACGAAGCACAAGUGGUCAGGUUGAGGGAUUGGGUCCAGCACCAGGAGAACGAGGCCGAGAUGAAAUGCAUCCCGGCGGGUAGCCGAUGGGCGGAGGUCAAAAGGCGACUGUUGACUGUCUCAGGGGAUCUUUUGGGUGGAAGCAGGGAUGGGAUGGAGGGUAUUCAGUACGAAAGUGUGUCAAGGCAUGGAACGUCACCAGAGAGCUGGAUUGGGCUCAAUAUCGAGUGGACAACCAACGAGGAGGUGGACCAGACUACCGAGGAGAUUGUUGCCAGCAUGCCUCAGGGGAGCGAGUUGGUCAGGGUGAGCCAAGAUGGCCAUUUGAUGUUGGAUAAUGGAUGUCUUGAUCAAAGGCUUUUGUUCUGCGAUCCUUUGUCAGGCGAGUUCCCCGCGUUGAACACCAAUGGUAACGUGCACGAGUUUCUGAGGAGGGAUGCUAUCGUGGAGGAGAAGCAUCUGAUUUGGUUGGCGCUCGGACUGGUGACAGAGUCCUUCCAAGGAGAGCGGGUUGUUGAGGUUCGGCAGCACGGACAGAGUGAAGAGACAACCAUUCCGUCAGGUCGUUCUGUGCUGUCCAAAAUGGUGUGCUCGCCUGAGGCGUACCAGUUGGUGUGGAUGGUGGUCGUGGCAUAUCUCCGACAGACGGCGACAUUGACGGAUGAGAGAAGUAGCACUCCUGUGGCGACGACGUCGACGACAUUGGCAGGGUGGACAAACGAUUCUCUGUCGUGGAUAAGCUUAGAGGAAGGGGAGGAGCAACGGUCGAAGCGCGAAUAUGAUCGUGGCAACAGUUCUGUACGAUCAGCCACCCCAACACCCUCGCACGGAUCGUUUACGUCGUGGGUGUCGAAGGUCAGGGCGUUGAAGCUGUUGUUGACGGACCGACUGGGACUGGAUGCGUGGCUGAUGAUUGAGAUACUGAGAGAGAUUGAAGGCGACCUUGAGGACGCAGCGAUUAUCGAGGACCUGGAUAGCAGCGACCAGGACGACAGCGACAAUGAUAGCGAAGAUGACGACGAGGCCUAA